Oryctolagus cuniculus (rabbit) is the source of this 1189-nucleotide messenger RNA. The record is from RefSeq and is a predicted model, not a curated record. Lineage: Eukaryota; Metazoa; Chordata; Mammalia; Lagomorpha; Leporidae.
CCGGGGCCGCUGUCGGCGGCCACGUGGGCGGCCCGCGCCGCGGCCGCCAACCCCCGCCGGCCUGCGGGCUCGGCGCCCGCGGGGCUUUCGGGGGUCGGGGCGUGCGCGGGGCCCCGAGGGGGCUGCGGGGCCUGCGGGGCCCGGAGGGGGCUUCGGGGCCUGCGGGGGCCGGGCCCAGGGUCUGCGGAGCGCCCCGCGUGACCUUGGGGUGGGCCGGGGAGCGGCCAUCGCCGAGCGGAGCGGCCCCGCAGCCGGGCCGGCGGCCGGCGGACAGUCACGAGGACCACGACACCUCCACGGAGAAUGCGGACGAGUCCAACCACGACCCCCAGUUUGAGCCAAUAGUCUCUCUUCCCGAGCAAGAAAUCAAGACGCUGGAGGAAGAUGAGGAGGAACUUUUUAAAAUGCGGGCCAAGCUCUUCCGAUUCGCCUCGGAGAACGACCUCCCGGAGUGGAAGGAGCGCGGCACGGGCGACGUGAAGCUCCUGAAGCACAGGGAGAAGGGGACCAUCCGCCUGCUCAUGAGGAGAGACAAGACCCUGAAGAUCUGCGCCAACCACUACAUCACGCCAAUGAUGGAGUUGAAGCCGAACGCAGGCAGUGACCGUGCCUGGGUCUGGAACACCCACGCCGAUUUCGCCGACGAGUGCCCGAAGCCGGAGCUGCUGGCCAUCCGUUUCCUCAACGCUGAGAAUGCACAGAAAUUCAAAACAAAGUUUGAAGAAUGCAGGAAAGAGAUCGAGGAGCGAGAAAAGAAAGGAACCGGCACAAACGACAGCGCCGAGAAGGUGGCCGAGAAGCUCCAGUCUCUGUCCGUGCAGGGGGCGAGCGAGGAGCCCGCGGAGCCGGAGCAGGAGCAGGCCCCGGAGGCCGCCGGGGAGCAGCACUGAGCGCCUCGCCCUCCCGCCCCUCCCGUCCCUUCUGCCUCUUUCAGUUUUUUUAAAGCCCUGCCCCUCUUUUACGGUUUGUUUUACUUCUGUUUUGUUUUUGCAAGGGACUUUAUAUAAAGAACUGAAUUCAACAUUCAGGUGGUUUUAUUUUUUCAGUUUUUGGCCCUCUCGAAGCCAACUUGAGCAGUCCAUUCCCCAGUCAUGAACAUGUACUGUGCUGAUAACUUCCUUUUCCAUAGUGGAAACACUUAUUUAUAGGCAUCAGAAAUAGUGAAUAAAAGACACAUUUGAAACCUGGA